CCGGCCGCAGCUGCUGUUGUCCCGGGCAGAAGGAGCCUGGGUUUAGCCGCAGGUACCGGCUCUGCGCGGGAGCGGCUCAGCCAGGGUUUAUGGCAGCGGCGCAGGGGGUUCGCGGGUGUCUCCUGCGGGGGCCCCUGCGUGCCCGGUCGGGCAGGAGCUGCAGCUCCGGGGCUCCUGUGCGGCAGCAGCAGCAGCAGCAGCAAGCGCUAGUGGCUGCCCCCGUCCCGGCUCACGAAUUGCCAAGCACAAGAAGAAAAGGUUUCCUAACUGAACAUGCUGCCCCUUUCUCUGCUUUCCUAACUGACAGCUUUGGCCGUCGGCACAACUACCUGCGGAUCUCCCUGACUGAGAAAUGUAACCUCAGAUGUCAGUACUGUAUGCCGGAGGAGGGAGUUCAACUGACCCCUAAAUCAGAGCUGCUCACUACCCAGGAGAUAAUCACCCUUGCCAGGCUCUUUGUGAAGGAAGGUGUGGACAAGAUCCGAUUGACUGGUGGAGAACCACUCAUCCGACCUAACGUGGUUGAUAUUGUGGGUCAGCUGUACAAGCUAGAAGGGCUACAAACCAUUGCUGUCACAACCAACGGGAUCAACUUAGCUAGGCUGCUGCCACGGCUGAAGGAGGCGGGGCUGGAUGCCAUUAACAUCAGCUUGGAUACUCUGGUUCCGGCCAAAUUUGAAUUCAUCGUCCGGAGGAAAGGCUUUCAUAAGGUAAUGGAAGGAAUCAACAAAGCCGUUGAACUGGGGUACAAUCCUGUUAAGGUGAACUGUGUAGUGAUGAGAGGCCUCAAUGAGGAUGAGCUAUUGGACUUUGUGGUGCUCACGAAGAACCAGCCGCUUGACGUGCGGUUCAUUGAAUACAUGCCCUUCGACGGCAACAAGUGGAACUUCAAGAAGAUGGUGAGCUAUAAGGAGAUGCUGGAUACAGUCAGGCAGAGAUGGCCUGACUUGGAGAAGCUGCCCUGCGAGGCCUCCAGCACAGCCAAGGCUUACAAGGUACCAGAUUUUCAGGGGCAGAUCAGCUUUAUUACCUCCAUGUCAGAGCACUUCUGUGGAUCCUGCAAUCGGCUGAGGAUAACCGCAGAUGGGAACCUGAAGGUGUGCCUUUUUGGGAACUCAGAAGUGUCCUUGAGGGAUCACCUACGGUCCGGGGCUUCAGAGGACGAAUUGGUUCAAAUUAUAGGAGCAGCAGUGGGCAGAAAAAAGAAACAGCAUGCUGGCAUGUUUAACAUUUCCCAGAUGAAGAACCGGCCAAUGAUCCUGAUCGGUUCAAGAUGCCCCAAGACCUAUAUGAAAACAAGAUUGUCUCUGCACUGUUGCACCGUUAGUGUAGUGUCCAUUACAAGAUGGGCUGCAGCCGAGGCAGCAUUGAAGUCGACCCCACUACUGCAAGAUGCCGUGCAGAAUUCUCCAAGUUCAAAGCAAUGGGGCCACAGACCCGGCCACUGGCUAACGCCAAGAGCAAGUUUAUCCAAGCAAAUGGGAAAAGCAUUUAAGAAAAAUGUGUUUACAGGACAGCAUGCCUUGCCAGGAUCUCGCUCAGAGCAACAGCAGCUUGCAGCAGAAAUUCUGCAGGCUGAGGCGCACAGCGUUUGCAUCUUCCGAAAGAAUUUGAGCUCUAGCUCGGACACACAGUGCCUUAGGACAGGAAGUCCUUCCAUUCACCACACCAGCCACACAGCUGUGGACAGUCACUCAGGGACUGCGGCUGGAAACCAGUCAGAAGAAAAGGGCCCAGGAUCUCACUCCAAAGCCAUAGGUUCUGGCUUGUGUGUCAGUGAACGGGGUCCCUCCAGCAGCCUGACUCACAUUGACCAAGAGGGGCGGGCGGCCAUGGUAGAUGUUGGAAAGAAGCCUGAUUCUGAAAGGACUGCUGUUGCCAGUGCUGUGGUUCGCCUGGGUGAGAAGGCAUUUGGGAUGGUGCGGCAGAACCAGCUGAAGAAAGGAGAUGUGCUGGCAGUAGCCCAGAUCGCAGGGAUUCAGGGAGCCAAACUGACCAGCCAGCUGAUCCCCCUGUGCCACAACAUCCCUCUGAGCCAUGUGGUCGUCUCUCUGAGCCUGGACGAGAGCAGAUGGGCUGUGGUGAUCCAGGCGCUCUGCCACAGCCAGGGUAAGACAGGCGUGGAGAUGGAAGCGCUGACGGCCGCUAGCCUUGCUGCCCUGACUGUGUAUGACAUGUGCAAAGCAGUCACUCACGACAUAGUCAUCGAAGAGGUGAAGUUGGUGAGCAAGACGGGAGGGCAGAGGGGAGACUUCCAGCGAGGUUAGCACUUAGCAGGAGCAUCCCCAUGCGGGCACUGAGGGUGCUGGCUGCUUUGGUGCCAUAUCUGCAGUCAGGCUAAGGAAGCAGCAGCAGGUAUCCUAUAAAAGAAUGUGACUGAGUCUCUGACCGGCCAGGCCAUCUCACUGCUGUGUGCUCCUCAAUUCAACUCCCACUGGACAGAUCUCUGCCUGCAUACACCAUGAAACUUAGCACCCUUGCCAGUAACCUCAGCAGAGGGGCCAUGGGUCAAAACUGAGUCCCUUCAGCCCAGUGGUGCCAGGGAAGCUGCUCUUGCUGCUGUAACCCAUCCAGUGCUUAGUCAGGCACUCUUCAUGAGUACUGAAUUCACUUGGCAAAGGAACAAAAGGAGGAGGAGUUAAUUGUAUCUUUGAUCAAUGACUGUGGCUUGAGAAUUGCUCCUUUCUCCCCAAACUUAAACUAGGAAGAAACUUCAGAAGGAGACAAUGGGGAGUCAUUCUAGAGUCCUGGCCAUUGAGCAAAGAUUUUAAUAAUGGACAGAGGCCCAUCAGCUGGAAUUAUUCAGCUCAAAGUCACCUAGUCACACACCUCACAACUGCUUGGGUCCUAAAUGGGUCUAAUCAGUACCACAGCAAGGGGAUGGGAGCUUGUCCAUGAAUGGAAAAUUAGAUGUUGGUUGGUUGAUACCAAAUAGCCUAUGCCUAGUCCUGAUUUCACUGAGGGGCAUGAUGCUGAAUACAGAGGGCUACUGGGGUAGUGGGAACUGUAAUUUGCACGCCUUGAACUGCAUUGCUGUAGUUCACUCAUGCCUGCCAUUAUAACCAACUCAUUUGAUGUCCCUGCAUGCUCACAGGCGCAUUCUGAAUCACUCAGUCCAUCAAAGCCACUUCCCACAAGGCAAUAGGCCUCCUUCCUUGCAGGGUCUUGAAGCGAUGGCCUGCAGAGGAACAUCAAAGCUUACUGUGUUACCCCCACUCCAGAGCAGCCAGCAGGAAGCAUGACCAAAACUGGGUAGCCAUGACAGGCUUCCCCAAAGAGCCAGUAUGGGCUAUCAAAUAAUUGACUCAGUUUAAACUACUUUGUAUGUUUUUGUACUCUAGCAUGUUUAUGGGCUGUACCUAAGGGCCUCAUUCUGCUCCUUAGAGAAGUCAGGGCCAGAACUCCUCAAAACAUUAGCAGAAUCAGGCCCUUAAUUUCUGGGACUUGAAAUCCAGCUGAGAUUUCCCCCUGAGCUCCAGCAGAUUCUGAUUUAUUUUUUUUAAUCCACCUGCCUGUCGUGACUGUUUGUAACCCCUGCUAAGGGCAUGUCAUGGGAUAACCUAGUCUGAUGCUUGCUUCUUCUAUAGACUUUGCAUCCAGCCAGCAGAGGAAGCCUGAGCUAACUCUUCCAUCAAUAAUGCUGCUGUUGCUGAACUCAGUGAUUCUUUUGGCAAACAGGGUUAUAAACAUCCCUUUGCUGUGUUGACUCUGCUCCAGGAAAGGGGAGGAAAUCCUUCAAUAUUUGUCAAAGCAACCCAGGAGAGGGGAAAUUGGAAUAGGCACUUAAAGUCUGAAAAAUCAGUCUUCUAAAAAUGAAGUCCUUGAUGUUGCAGAGUCUUAUGCUUUUUUGGUUGUUAAAGCCUGAACCUCUUGAGGCAUGUGGCUAGACAAGGACUUCUGCUUUUUUUAAAAAGGAAAGUUUCUCUGCCAUGAGGAGAACUAGGAAAACUUUGAACUUUGACCUUCAUUCAUCCUAAAAGCUCUAAGCCACUGGGCAAACAGAGAACCCUGGGCAAGGGGGCUGGCACAUGUAAUGCUUUUUAAACAUUUAGCGUUGGUUACACUCAGCACUUGAAACAGUCACCUUGCAAAGGAUGAUCUGCAAAAGCAGGAGUUAAUUUUGCAUGUUUAUUGGAGUGGAGGGGAAUAGACAGUAAAAUAUACUGAUUUGUCAGUCUAAAUUGAAAAACAAUUCUCCCUUUAGAAUCUUGAACUUAAGUUUUGAGAGUUUCUCCUGCUACAGUUGAGAUCAAACACCUACAGCAGAGCAGGGAUUCCAGCUCUCUCUGCCAUCUUAGAGGCUAGUGCCACCCUGUGCUAUGGCUGGAAAGAUGCACAGAAGUCCCUAAUUCAGAUCUUGGCAGACCAAAGCCUUUUUGCUUAUAAACCUUGUGUUUAAAAAUGAAAUCAUACAGUCCUGUGUGAGGAAUACUUCAACAGUAACAGGUUGUUUUAAAAACACCCUACCCUAAAUACUUUUAACCCCUCUUUAUUUUAACUUGCUCACCACUGCUGUAUUUUGGUUUUAAACAGUAACCUGAAAGCUUUACCUAAACCUCAAAGACCAGGAACCCCUAACUUUAAUUUAUGGUGUGCUCCUAUGGCUUAAGUUUCCUGUCCUUUAAAUACCAGUGCUGCCGCCCCCUUUGAUACACACAACAGAGGAAGUUUUAAAACCAGCUUUAUUAACCUUGCUUUCCUAUUAAACUAGAGCUUUCAAGUUACUUGAAAGAAUUCUUUCCUUUGCCUUAUGAUUGACGAUUAUUGUUGGUACAGUUUAUAUUGAUCAGACCUUUCAUUUUAAAGAUUAAUUAAAUUAGCACCUCUCUGAAUAUUCUACCUGAACACACCUUAAUGGUAGAUAAGUUACAUAGCUAUGAGAGAGAAGUGGUCACUGAUGAAUUGGGAGUCUAAGUACUUCAGGGGUAUGUCUACACUGCACCUGGGAGUGAGCCUCCCCAUGUGGCUCAACAGACUGGUGUUAGUGGGCUAAAAAUUGCUGUGUAGCCAUUGCAGCUCAGGUUGGAAUUUGGAGGCUCUAACCUGAGGUACAUUUGAGAGCCUGACCUCCAGUCCAAGUCGCAACAUCAAAGCGAUGUCCGCACAGCUAGUUUUAGUGCACUAGCAUGAGGCUGUAGACCUGGGCUAGGAUGCUUGUUCCCCAUGUAGCUAGACCCUUACAGGUUGCACUGGGUUUCAGCUACUGCGUGGGUGCUGAAUUCCUGGCUAGUUCCUUUCCUGCUUCUCUCGAGCCCACACGCCUACAUGAAGGGGAAAAGUCUUCCUUGUAGAGAACCACUGGCCAAUAUUAGCAACAAAGCUUCCUCGACCUGCACCGCAUCGCUUCCCGCAGUCCCCAGUGGCCUGGAACAGCAAACUGCGGCUAGUGGGAGAUGUCACCGGCCAAACCUGCGGCCGCUGCAGGUAAACAAACUGUCUCGGCCCACCAGUGGAUUUCCCUGAUGGGCUGUGUGCCAAAGGUUACCAAUCCCUGCCAUACAACAGGAAAGGCAUCGUUUAUCAAAAAGCGUUUCAGGUACUUAGUCUGUUUGGUUUUCUUACAGUUACUAUGAGAUGUGACUAAGAGCUCUUCUAUCCUGCACUGAGGCAAUGAAAAGAUACAAACACACUCUGAGUGCUCAAAUACUAUAAUUCUGCACACAAGGUCCUAUUAUCACAUCAGACCAUACUGAUUACUUGCCAUCAUGGCAGAGAAGCUCUGCUAGUUUAAGAAGAAUAUUGGUUAAUGCACAGAAGAUUCCCUCUGCAAUCCCUCUUGCAGAGCUGGGGGAGGAGGGGAGUCAGGCUUGGAAGCUAAGUUACCACACUUCAGCCCUGAUCCUCAAAAGAAUGUAGGCACCUAACUCCCACAGACAUCAGUAGCAGUUGGGUGCUGAAAUCCUAGGAGGAUCUCACCUUAGAUACCAUGGUGAUAGGCAACCUUAAAACCAAGUAGAGCGGUUUCUACAUGUCAGGACUGAAGCGAAUUGACUGAGCUAAAUAGGGAAAGGACACCUACCUGCACUCUGCCUUUGCCUAGCUUGCUGUAGGCAAGUUGACUCUUACUUUCAUAAGCACUUUUUAUCCACCUACAUUUACAUCUUUAAAAAAAAAAAAA
Chelonoidis abingdonii (Abingdon island giant tortoise) is the source of this 6118-nucleotide messenger RNA. RefSeq names its product molybdenum cofactor synthesis 1 (gene MOCS1). Gene Ontology annotation, biological process: Mo-molybdopterin cofactor biosynthetic process. The record is from RefSeq and is a predicted model, not a curated record. NCBI's taxonomy places the organism in Eukaryota, Metazoa, Chordata, Testudines, Testudinidae. Gene Ontology annotation, molecular function: cyclic pyranopterin monophosphate synthase activity; 4 iron, 4 sulfur cluster binding; metal ion binding.